AAACACAACGAAAAAGAAAACACGAAAAGGCAUCUUAUAAUUUCGCGGGUGCAACAAUUCGCAGCCAUCGAGUGCUGUUCCUUAAAUGUACUCUCAAAAGUAUAGCAGAGAAAAACCCUAAAACCCUAAUCUCCAAAACCCCUGCACUUUCCCAUGGCGUCAUCGUUAAUUCGCCUUCGCCGCACCCUCAGAGCCUUCUCCGGCGUCCCCCGCACCUUCUCUCACACGUCUUCGGCGUCUUUCUCCGCCCCUAUCCAGCGCGCUGCCUCAUCAAGCUGUCACUUGGCAAACGUUAGGUUUCAAUCGCGUUCCUUCAGGUCAUCGUCGAUUUCCCUUCUGUCCGUUCGAUCCUCGCAUGGCAACAUUCCCGAUGAGAUUGGUCCCGAUACCAUACUCUUCGAGGGCUGCGACUACAAUCACUGGCUCUUCGUCAUAGACUUCCCCAAGGACAACAAGCCCUCACCCGAAGAAAUGGUUCGCACUUACGAGGAGACUUGUGCCAAGGGUCUCAACAUCAGUGUGGAAGAGGCAAAGAAGAAAAUUUAUGCCUGCAGCACUACAACUUACACGGGCUUUCAGGCUGUCAUGACUGAAGAAGAGUCCAAAAAAUUUGAAGGUCUUCCUGGAGUCAUCUUUGUGCUACCUGAUUCCUAUAUUGACCCAGUGAACAAGCAGUAUGGAGGAGAUCAAUACAUUAAUGGAACAAUUAUCCCUCGACCUCCACCGAUACAGUAUGGGAGAAAUCAAGGAAGACGAGAUCGAAAUAGGAGUCCUGGCCAAUAUAACCGGCAAGAGGAUCAGAUGCCAAACCCUCAAGGGAAUCCCUCUUACAAUAGUCGGGGGCCAGGGGAUGGAAGGAACUAUGGACCAUCACAAAAUUAUGCACCCCAACAGAACUAUGGCCAAGCAUCGCAGAAUCAUCCACCCCAACAGAACUAUGGACAAACAUCUCAGAAUUAUGCACCCCAACAGAGCUAUGGCCAAACAUCUCAGAAUUAUGCACCCCAACAGAACUAUGGCCAAACAUCACAGAAUUAUCCACCCCAACAGAACUAUGGCCCAGCAUCCCAAAAUUAUCCACCCCAACAGAACUAUGGCCAAGCAUCCCAAAAUUAUCCUCCACAGCAGAACUAUGGUCAAGCAUCACAAAAUUAUCCACCCCAACAGAACUUUGAUCGAUCAUCUCAGCAUUAUCCGCAACAACAAAAAUAUGGGCCGGCUUCCCCAAGCUAUGCUCAGCAGCAGAGCUUUGGACCACCAGGACAAGGAGAGCGAAGAAAUUAUGUGCCACAGGAGAACUUUGGAGUACCAGGACAAGGAGAAAGAAGAGAGCCUGUGCCUAGACAUGGUACUUCUCAGGCAGGGGGUGAUAAUUUUACCCCAUCAUAUAUGAAGGAUUUUAAGCCAUCAUACAUGGACGAAUUUGAACAGGCUGAGCAGGGGAAUUAUCCUGCCAAAGAACAGACAGGGUCCCAACCAAGAUAUCCACCUUCCGGCCAGGGCAAUUUUACAGGAGAGGGAAGAUAUUGAAUAGUUGUCUGAGACGCGGGCGGCUAGUAUUGAAUUUAAUCACAUUCUAAGCUGAUGCCUGCUCUUACCAUUUUGAUGGAAAAUUGAGUUUUCGAUGUAUAUCCGUCAAAUUUCAGUCCAUGCUCAGUUCUAUGAUAAGGUUGGAUGUGGUCUAUAAAGCUGGUAGUGCAUGGCUGCCGCUUGUUUUUUGAACAUGGUUGAACUGUGAAUUUUAUGUGGCUCUGUCCUUUCCCUUGCUCUUUCUCUUUCUCCUUGUGACGAACUAAAUAAUGGAUGAUUGUGAAUAUUGCAUUUCAAGUCAUGAGGCAGUGUAGUCGUUGCCAUUAGUGUAGUGCCGCAACCAUGGUUUCCUUCGUUUGCUUUCCUAAUUCCUAUUACGUGUUGUUUAUCAUCUGCUUAAAUCCUUAUUUCACAUAUAAUGCCUAUGUUGUUGUAAUUUGACCUUCCCAUGUUUUCAUCGAGAAUUGAGCAAGGAAGUGAAGGUAUAAAGAUUG
Molecule: messenger RNA, 2024 nt
Organism: Abrus precatorius (Indian licorice)
Lineage: Eukaryota; Viridiplantae; Streptophyta; Magnoliopsida; Fabales; Fabaceae
Product: multiple organellar RNA editing factor 1, mitochondrial-like
Exons: 5
Coding region: 154-1530 (458 amino acids)
Biological process (GO): mitochondrial mRNA modification; cytidine to uridine editing
Cellular component (GO): mitochondrion
Source: RefSeq, a predicted model, not a curated record